Molecule: messenger RNA, 2854 nt
Organism: Heteronotia binoei (common prickly gecko)
Lineage: Eukaryota; Metazoa; Chordata; Lepidosauria; Squamata; Gekkonidae
Gene: RAE1
Product: ribonucleic acid export 1
Exons: 12
Coding region: 379-1485 (368 amino acids)
Biological process (GO): RNA export from nucleus; transcription-dependent tethering of RNA polymerase II gene DNA at nuclear periphery
Cellular component (GO): nuclear pore
Molecular function (GO): ubiquitin binding; RNA binding
Source: RefSeq, a predicted model, not a curated record
GUUGCAAAUUAACCUUUUUCCACCUGCGCGCGAGCAGGCAGCUUAAGCCUUAAUCAUUAAAACAGACUCAGCUGGCGCGAACUCCACGCUCUCUACCGCAACCCCACCAGGACUCGCGCCUUCCACCAGGCCACGCCCACUGCCCUGAACCGCGCCCGCUUUGAUGCCGCGAGCCACCGCCUGUGCCUUCUGCGAGCGUUGAGCUGCGCAUGCGUAGUGGAGUGAGGCCUGGUCUCCAGCGCCGUCCUCUGAGCCGGGCGGUUUGAGGCGAAGGGGUGGACGUCAGACGGCAGAGAAGGUCAGUCCGGUGUCGCCCCUUCCCGCUUUACCCGCGGGCCGUUCCCUUCCGUGGCCUCCGAACAGCUUCCUGGGGCCAACAUGAGUUUGUUUGGGUCAACAUCAGGAUUUGGAACUGGAGGCACCAGCAUGUUCGGCAGCACUGCUACAGAUAACCACAAUCCGAUGAAGGACAUUGAAGUUACUUCUCCUCCUGAUGACAGCAUCGGUUGCUUGGCUUUCAGUCCACCGACAUUGCCGGGCAAUUUCCUUAUUGCAGGAUCGUGGGCAAACGAUGUUCGUUGUUGGGAAGUCCAGGAUAAUGGGCAGACUAUUCCAAAAGCACAGCAGAUGCACACGGGCCCCGUGUUAGACGUUUGUUGGAGUGACGAUGGGAGUAAAGUGUUUACAGCGUCUUGUGAUAAAACUGCCAAGAUGUGGGACCUCAACAGUAACCAGGCAAUACAAAUUGCGCAGCAUGAAGCUCCUGUUAAAACCGUCCAUUGGAUUAAAGCACCAAAUUAUAGCUGCGUAAUGACUGGAAGCUGGGAUAAAACACUCAAGUUUUGGGAUACGCGAUCACCGACUCCGAUGAUGACGCUGCAGUUGCCUGAGCGGUGUUACUGUGCUGAUGUGGUAUACCCCAUGGCCGUUGUGGCUACUGCAGAGAGAGGUUUGAUAGUUUAUCAGUUAGAGAAUCAGCCUUCAGAAUUUAGAAGAAUAGAAUCUCCGCUUAAACAUCAGCAUCGCUGUGUGGCGAUUUUUAAAGACAAAGUGAACAAACCGACCGGGUUUGCCCUCGGAAGCAUUGAGGGAAGAGUGGCCAUUCAUUACAUUAACCCACCAAAUCCUGCGAAAGACAACUUCACGUUCAAGUGUCACCGUUCCAAUGGCACAAACACAUCUGCACCUCAGGAUAUCUAUGCUGUAAACGAAAUUGCUUUUCAUCCUGUCCACGGCACUCUUGCAACCGUAGGGUCUGACGGUAGAUUCAGUUUUUGGGAUAAAGAUGCGCGGACCAAGCUGAAAACAUCGGAGCAGCUGGACCAGCCAAUAUCUGCCUGCUGCUUCAACCAUAAUGGCAACAUUUUUGCAUAUGCUUCCAGCUAUGACUGGUCAAAGGGACACGAGUUCUAUAACCCCCAGAAGAAGAACUAUAUUUUUCUGCGCAACGCUGCUGAAGAGUUAAAACCCAGAAACAAGAAGUAGUGAGUAUCAUUCACAGCAUCCGUUUCAGCACUGCCUUUUUGCCGUGUGCCACCGUUGGGUCUUCUGGUUGCCUGUUUUGGAUUGGUAACUUGCCGCUCAGCAGGGACUCUGUAACUAAUAACCAAGCACAUUCUCAUAGGCUGGGAAAUGAUCUUUUGAGUGACUUUGUUUUAUGCUGCACCAGCUGCUACCUGACACGGGUGUGAAGAUGUGUUGGUUUCUUUAACCGUUGUGGUAGCCCCACGUUGGACCGAGAAGCACCGCUUGCAUCCUAAGUAACGGCUUGACAACAAAAAUAUAUUUUACAAACACUUCAGGGGAGGAAUGUACAUUGCCAUCGUUGCAGGCAAACUUCCCUCCCCCAUCUUUGCUUGAGAGCUCCCCCCCAGGGAUGGGGGAAUAAUCUGAACGGGGGGGGGGGGGCUUUCUUUGUUCGUUGUUUCACAGAGAUAAUAAGUUUUAUUUUUUACCUAUGGGCCACCGAGACGAAAAGGUGUGUUUAAAAUUUGUUGCGUCUUUUGUAUUUUACAUAGCGUCUUCACUCAACGUGAGCACGCUGGGGCAAAGAUCCCAGGUAGAGACCAUGUAGGCAUUUAUAACGAUGCAUUCCAGUAGUUAAGUUUCAGUUCUGCUUUUUUUUUUAUUUAACAGCUGCAUCCCCUUUAACUUAAAAUGCCGGGGGGCAUAGUUUUGAGGUGUGAGCGAGCCGCUAGGAGCUUAGAGUAUCUUCUCCAGCCCUGUCUCUCAACCGCAACCGUGUCCUUAGAACUGUUCCACAAUUCCAGCCUUGAGGCCUCAGCGUCAGUGUAGACACAGGUCUUCUGAGGGUGCUGUUCAUUUCCCUCAGGCCUGCUGUACAGGCCACUAAGCAUGCCCAGCAGAAACUGCUGUCUGUGCCUGCGGUAUCGAGGCAAAGGGAGCUAUAGCUUCAAGAAUGUUUUAUGUGAAUGUGCCACAUAAUGCAACUUCAACGGUGACCCAUUUCAUGCCCUACAGGACUGUGUGUGUAGCUAUUUCCAGAGGUCUCCCACAUAGGAAGAGCUGGGUUUUUUUUCCCCUUGCUAUGCCAGUUUCAGUAUCUUAAGACAGGCAAACGUCUUCAGGUGACCAGCGUAGGAGAAACUUGUGUGGAGGCUUCUGUAAUGUUCCUCUAGGCCAGACUUGUUCUUAGAAAUGCCAAAAGAUUGUCUUUUAAAAAAAACAAAUAAAGCUGGGUGCCUAUUUGUGUGGAGUGGAGGGGAAAAUGAGGAGGACUGGAGCUUGUAUGCCGAGGCGCUUCUUGGCUGUCCAAAACCUCUGUAAAAACCCGUAUGUUGUACGAGUUGCUACAAAUGAAAUAAAACUGUUUAUUAAAAUGCUUCUGCAUGUA